Messenger RNA from Corticium candelabrum, 608 nucleotides. RefSeq lists its product as uncharacterized. Bases 35 to 505 code for a protein of 156 amino acids. The record is from RefSeq and is a predicted model, not a curated record. The transcript has a single exon. NCBI's taxonomy places the organism in Eukaryota, Metazoa, Porifera, Homoscleromorpha, Homosclerophorida, Plakinidae.
CUUACCCGGAUAAUCCGUUCCCCGUAUAUAACGAAUGCCGACUCUCGACAGUCCCGCUGAACGUCGUCUGUUCGAAGACGUUGCUGGCGUUUCGGGGAAGAGGUGCAUCAAACACGGCAGCUCCGUAUCUAACGAAGUCACGACGCGUACCGACUGUCGUCAUUUCGACGGUCCCGCUGAACGUCGUCUCUUCGAAGACGUUGCUGGCGUUUCGGGGAACAGGUGCAUCAAACACGGCAGCUCUUCGACGGUCGCAGACUGGCAAACGACUGUGUGCGUAUUUUUUCGAGACCCGGAUAUCAGCAAGAAUAUCUUCCUUUUCCCGACGUCGCCGGCAAUAGACGACACGCUCGGCGCGUACCGUCCGACGUCGGGAACGGGCAGUCUAAAUUCGGUGGAGACACGAUGCGCCGUUCCGGAGAUAUUCGCGCGCGAGCGGAAGCGAGCGCGAUCGGCGGGAAACGGCGUCGUCGUGGGAGAAGUCAGGAAGACGACCGCGGUCUGACUUUCGACCUGAAUGAAUUCGGCGUGCGCGAGCGAAAUUCGGCCGAGAUCGGACUCGCCGUCUUCGAGAGACGCUCGUACGUACGGGCACACAGACAGACAGA